Molecule: messenger RNA, 1356 nt
Organism: Chlorella variabilis
Lineage: Eukaryota; Viridiplantae; Chlorophyta; Trebouxiophyceae; Chlorellales; Chlorellaceae
Exons: 4
Coding region: 1-1356 (451 amino acids)
Biological process (GO): tRNA processing
Molecular function (GO): RNA binding; tRNA dihydrouridine synthase activity; flavin adenine dinucleotide binding
Source: RefSeq, a predicted model, not a curated record
AUGUGGAGGCAACGGGCUGGAGCAGCAGCUCUCAGGCACAGCCAGCAUGCUGCACGCAGUUCCUUGGCGGCAGCACCUGCAGCAGCAGCGGCGCCAGACGCCCCCGCUGCAGCUGAGCAGGCCGCAAAGCCGCCGCCGCAACUGGAGCCGCUGCCGGCGGCGCAGCUGGCACGGAAUGCGGCCUUGGUUGAGCGGCUCCGGGGCCAGCUGAUGCUCGCGCCGCUGACGCGGGGAGGCUGCCUGCCGUUCCGCCGGCUGUGCGCAGCUCACGGGGCCAAGGUGACCUACUCGGAGAUGGCCUUUGCUCGCCAGCUGCUCAAGGGCAACCGCAAGGAGCUUGCCAUCCUGCGGCGGGCAGGCAACGAGCAGUGCUAUGGAGUGCAGAUCGCGACCAACGUCAUCGACGAGGGCGUCCGGGCGGGCGUGCUGGUGGCAGAGGCAGGCGCCGACUUUCUGGACCUCAACUGCGGGUGUCCCAUCUACGAGGCCACGCGGCGCGGGCUGGGCGCCGCGCUGCUGCGCAAGCCCCACAAGCUGGCACGUCUGGUCAACGGCAUCGCGGCGCGCCUGCCCCUGCCCCUCACCGUCAAGAUCCGGCUGGGGGAGAGCGCCGACAAGAUCAACGUGCACGAGAUGGUGGGGCUGCUGGAGCAGGCGGGCGCCGCGGCGGUGACGGUGCACGGCAGGACCAUGGAGCAGCGGUACAAAAAGGCAGCCGACUGGGAGCUGGUGCAGCAGGUGGCCGCACAGCACAGCGUGCCGCUCGUAGGCAACGGCGACGUGCUGACGCACUACGAGGUGCGGCGGCGCCUGGACAGCCACGGCCUGCUGACUGUGAUGGUGGGCAGGGGUGCGCUGAUCAAGCCCUGGCUGUUCCAGGAGGUCAAGGAGGGGCGGGAGCUGUGCCCCACCGCAUCUGAGCGGGUGGGCAUCUACCGCCAGCUGGUGGCGUACAUGAAGGAGCACUUUCGGGAUGACGCGCGUGGCAAGCGCGCCGCCUUCUACUUCCUCCCCUGGCAUUUCAACUUCUUUGCCCGCUACCGCCCCAUGCCAGAGGCCGUGUAUGGCGCUGCCUCGCUGCAGCAGCCGCUGCUGAGCACGCGCUGGGACAGCAUCGCCUGCGGCGAGCUGGGGGAGACGGUGGAGGGGCUGGCGCCGCUGGAGCGCCUGCUGCGGUGCGAGAACGAGGCGGCCUUUGGGCCCAUCGCCGACGCGCUGUGGGAGGCGGCGUGCGAUGCAGACGCAGAGGCGGCGCUGGUGCGCCUGGCGGCAGGCAACUUGCUGGAGUGGGAGGAGGAGCUACGGGCGGGCGGCAGCCGCGGCGGGCGGCGGGAGGAAGCCCAGGCGCAGGGCUGA